This is a messenger RNA of Ogataea angusta, 1653 nucleotides long. RefSeq lists its product as uncharacterized. Gene Ontology annotation, molecular function: oxidoreductase activity, acting on paired donors, with incorporation or reduction of molecular oxygen; heme binding; monooxygenase activity. The record is from RefSeq and is a predicted model, not a curated record. The transcript has a single exon. Bases 1 to 1653 code for a protein of 550 amino acids. NCBI's taxonomy places the organism in Eukaryota, Fungi, Ascomycota, Pichiomycetes, Pichiales, Pichiaceae.
AUGGAUCUCCUGAUACCGGCCAUCUCACGCAUAGCAAACGCACUUCUUUUGAAGAUGUCUCAGCUCGAACUCUCACUCAUCGCCGCACUGCUACUUUUGGCCCUCGUGGCUGCCGACUAUAUAUACAUUCGCCCGCAUAGAAUCAAAAAUCUCCCGUCGAUCCCCUGGUGGGUCCCCAUUUGGGGCAAUCUCUCCAUUCUCUUCCCCCAGGCCCACAACUACACAGAGUCACCGUGCUCUAAGUUUGCAGAGCUAGCCCAAAAAUACGGAGAUGUGUUCCAGGUCCGACUGGGUACCCGGACCGUCGUGGUAGCCAACUCCUACGAUUCCAUUCUUCAGCUUUGGUGUUACCACAACAUUCGAAAUAACAACUCACGGCCAAUCCUGCACACGUUUCACGGCGUCUUAUCGCAAUCGAAGGUGUUCACCGUCGGGACCACUCCUUUUGGGGAGUCGUACCUAAAAAGCCGGAAAUACAUGUCCAGCAAGCUACUCAACGAGUCGAGCAAUAAAAAGUACAAUUCCAGCAUCAUCGACAAGGAGGCCACUAAGCUCGUGCAGUACAUGUUGUCCAGGACAACAGACAACGUCGUGGAGAUGGAUAUUACCCGGGACUGUCAGUAUUUCCAUUUGGGGGUAGCAUUGAUUCUAACUUACGGCUACGAAAUUAACGCUCGUGCAAACAACGACGAACGACAGCUGGCGGACGAAAUGGUUUACGUGGAGAACUACAUCACAAAAAUCCGCUCUCACAUCCAGAACGUCCAGGAUUAUCUGCCGUGGUAUCUCCGUUUGGUGUUUGAUAUUUUUUACGGCAAGUCCAAAAUCGCCAGGGAACUGUACCACCGUAGAAACAACUAUCUGUACAAGUUCAACCAGUUCACGACCUCGCGUUUAGACGUGCCAGACGAUUACGUGCGUCGAAGCCUGAUCUUCAACUACGUCAAGAAUAACGACCAGGAACUGCUAAAUGGGAGCCAGCUUGGUAGCAUCUGUCUCACAAUGGUCAGUGCAGGCCUGGACAACACUCCGCUGAACUUCCAGUACGCCAUGAUUCAGCUCAGCGAGUCGCCUCACAUACGAGCCAAUGCACGGGUCAAGCUCCUGGAGUGCUACAACAACGAUCCCAUAGAGGCAUGGAACAACUGCCACGCCGAGGUUCUGUGUCCGUAUGUGGUGGCCAUCGUGAAGGAGACGCUUCGGCUUUUCACCGUGUUGCCCAUGUCCCUGCCCCGCGAGACUACUAGAGACAUUGUCAUAGGCGACGCAGUGAUCCCACGAGGCACCACGUUAUUUAUGAACGCCUGGGCUGGCAACCACGACAAAACGCGGUUUUUCAAGCCCAUGGAAUUCAUUCCCGAGAGAUGGCUCGACCCAGAAACGGGAAACGUGGACACAAACCUUAGACACUUCUCCUUUGGCGUGGGUUCACGCAUGUGUCUUGGCAACAACCUGGCUUUCAAGGAACUAUAUGUGCUGAUUUGCAAGUUUCUGCUGAUGUUCGAGAUAGAAGCUGCCAAAGACGAAUCGCCAAGCCUGCACCCGCUGGAGCUGAACCAGUUCCCGGAGUCGAUUGCCAUUGAGCCAAUAGAAACAAACGUACGCUACACAGUGAGGGAUAAGAUGCUGCAGGAUUACGUGGAGGGUGUAUAA